Hibiscus syriacus is the source of this 2678-nucleotide messenger RNA. RefSeq lists its product as uncharacterized. Bases 59 to 2515 code for a protein of 818 amino acids. The record is from RefSeq and is a predicted model, not a curated record. The transcript is spliced from 4 exons. NCBI's taxonomy places the organism in Eukaryota, Viridiplantae, Streptophyta, Magnoliopsida, Malvales, Malvaceae.
CAAGCUUGUGAAUUUGUUGUUUAAGCAGGUCGGGAAACGCAAGUUAAAUCAGCGAGCCAUGGGGAAGAACAACAUGCGAACCAACUCUAACAUGUCCAUCCCUCAAGGUCAUCAGAAUCACCCCAGUUGCAUGUGGGGUAUUUUUCAUGUGCUUAAAUACCAUCACUGGAAUCGCCGGUUUAUCAAGAAGAGAAUUUCUACCAAGAAGCAAGAUGCAGGGCCUGAAAAACCAAUGGAUGAAUCAGCAGGAGCCUCAAAUAGAGGUGCUGAUGAUUCAUCUAAACAUAAGAAAGCUGAAGCAGCUAGCUCUAAGAACUUGCAGGUUGAAGGGAAGAAGAAAGCUCCCAGUACCGGAUCUAAAAGCGUGACAUCUCGAUUGAAGGCACUGAUAACCGAUGAAGUGUCAAAAAGAAAGGGGCCAGGCAGCCAUCACCGAAGUUCGACAUACCCCAUACCAUCGAAAUCGGAUCCAGAUAAUCAAGUCGAUCAUCUCCCAGACAUGGAACAAUCUCAAGGGGGCUCCCUACGGUCCAACAAGAAUAAAGGUAUCUGGAACGAAAGCGGUUCCGAUGAUCAAUAUGCACCGAAAGCCUCAGAGGAACGCAUUGCCAGUUACGAAACCGAUGAAGAAUGCAGUGCCCGGAACGGUUCGAGCAAAGAAGAAAUCGACGAAAAUACUAAGACUUUGAUCGAGAGUGUCCUUUUCUCAGAGGGAGACCUUGAUGGGAAAAGGAAAGCUUUACAAGAAUUUAGUAAAGAUAAAGAUGGUCCCGGAUAUGAAUCCAAGUAUUUAAUGGACGCUUUGGAUAUAAUCAAGAUGAACCAAGGGUUUUUGUUGACGGUUUUGCAGGACCCUGACUCGCCUUUUGCUCACCAUAUUCAUAAACAUCUGGCUAUGAGUGCUCAAAUGGGGAUGCCACAAUAUGAGAGUUUCCCUUCGAGUGGUUCAACCAGCCGGGGAAACCAGAGCCCUGAUGGAACCUGUAAAGGAAAGGAGGCCGAUGUUUGUUCUAAUGGAGGAAGUUCGGGUGAUAGAGAGCCUGCAGAUCAUAAUCUAAACCAAGCAAAGGCUCAAAUAGCUGACAUGUUGUCUUCAGAUUCUUCGUCCCACGGCUCGAAUCGAUCUGAAGUAGCGAGAAAUAGAUUCAAAAGCCUUAGAGAUAAUCUAAGAUCUGUAAUCAAAGAGAGAAAGAAAGAGAGGCAUAGGAUUGCCAUGGAUGCUGUCCUUCACAAAAUACCUCACCAGAAAGGAUUUUCCAAGGACUUGACACCCGACAUUGUUGAUCAUGUCAAGGACCCUGACAAGACUAAAAAGCUUUACUCUUCGUCUUUGUCCCGCAGGGGAAGUAUGCGGCUCGAGCGAAGAACUUCUUUCAAUGAGUCCAUGGAUAGAUAUGCACAACUGUUUAAACAUAGUUUCAGUAAAGAUGCUAAAGAAGAAAGAGUCACCAAAACUAUACAACAAAGACGAGAAGAACCGAUCGGUUCGCAUAGUAGGAGCAAGAAGAAAUACAUGAGAAGAAUCCUUUCAUCUCCUGAGCUAUAUUCUUCUUCUUAUAGCUGUGAUGCAUUUUCAUUUUCUUCAGAAAUGCCAACCCCAACCCACGUUGAAUAUAGCCCUUAUGAACGAAAAUACUUAGAAUCAGAGGCUUUGGGUUAUAGUUCAGAACUAGAUCGCUUCGAAAAAACCGAUGAUGAACAGAAGAACUCGAUGAUCAUAUCAGACAAUAUUUCACAUAGUGAACAAGACGGUAAGCCUGAAAUCAUUCCUCUUACAAAGCAGGAAGAACCAAGUUCUGAUGGGCCAACAGACAGUUCUGCAGAGAGUUCAAAAGUACAAGAAACAGAGAUAGAGACAAAUCAAAGCUUCGAGCGUCCGAACCAAGAACUCGACAUUUUACCCAAUCUGCAACAUGAAUCAAAGAAUAUCCUUAAGGUGACCGGUGGAGGCAUAAUUGAGUUAGAGCAAUUAGAGGCUUUAAAGAAGGAUAUAGAAACAAUUGACAAACCCGAAUUUGCAUACGUGAAAGAUGUGCUUGAACUAUCAGGAUUUAGUACGAGUGAGGCACUCGGUGCAUGGCACGCAGAAAACCAGCCACUGGAUCCCAUGAUGCUCGGGGAAAUCAAAGGCUGCGUUAAGUGUGACCCGAAUUGUUCGAUGGAAGGAGAAGAAGUUGGUUACUGUAAUCACCCACUUCUGUUCGAUCUAACCAAUGAGGUACUGGUAGAUGUUUACGAAAGAUCCUAUAGUUACUACCCCAGAGUUUUAUCUCCAUUGUGCCACGUUCGUCCAAUGCCGACCGGACGCCAUGUGCUCGAGCAAGUGUGGGAAAGCAUAAGCUGGUAUUUGAGCUACAAAACCGGGUACGAUAAACCAUUGGAUUAUGUUGCCAGUAGAGAUCUAAUGGUAAAUGAUGGGUGGAUGAAUCUACAGGUCGAUCAUGAAAGCUUAGCGCUGGAGGUUGAAGAGCUUAUUUUCAAUGAUCUUUUAGAGGAAUUUUCUUCCUCAACUUGAUCCCUCAGUAUUAAAAAAUUUUUGUAACUUGAUUUGAUCGUGUAAUUACUACUUGCUUUACCCCAAACUUUGAAUGAGAUUAGGGAAAUAUAUGGACAUAGUUCUUGGUAAUAACUAUAAGAAACUAACCAUACUCUGUUUUCAUUAAUAUUACUUGGAAAAC